Molecule: messenger RNA, 543 nt
Organism: Exophiala aquamarina CBS 119918
Lineage: Eukaryota; Fungi; Ascomycota; Eurotiomycetes; Chaetothyriales; Herpotrichiellaceae
Exons: 4
Coding region: 1-543 (180 amino acids)
Molecular function (GO): carbon-sulfur lyase activity
Source: RefSeq, a predicted model, not a curated record
AUGGAGGGUGAAGGACCAGACAAUUCCGCUCCUGAAUCCGGCAUGUCUGCCAACAGCCCGACCAGUCCAACGAGUCCUACCAAGCCAAAGGCGCGGACCUAUGAAGGGGCAUGCCAUUGUGGGAAAGUCCAGUUUACCAUGAAGCUCUCCCCCCCUGUUGAGGAUGGACCGGUGACCAGCUGCAACUGUUCUAUCUGCUCGGCCAAUGGAUAUCUUAUGGUCUAUCCACUUGAGACGAACAUCACAUGGGUCAGUGGAUUCGACUCCAUGACCACUUACAAAUUCGGCAAGGAGCGUAUUGCUCAUUCGUUCUGCUCGACUUGCGGUACCAGUAUGGGCGGGAAGAGUACCAAUCCGAACUUUUUUGCUGACAAUCGCGCUGUCAAUUUACCGGCCUCAAGCCCUUCAAUUACCACUACUCCCAAAUCUUUAAAAGACAAGACGACUAACACUAGGUCUUUCCCACACUGCCAGGUUCGUACUCUGAAAGGCGUCGAUGUCGAAGCCCUGAAAUUGAGAAAGGUCAAUGGAAAGGCCUUGUAG